Spodoptera exigua (beet armyworm) is the source of this 931-nucleotide messenger RNA. The record is from the annotation of a GenBank genome assembly. Lineage: Eukaryota; Metazoa; Arthropoda; Insecta; Lepidoptera; Noctuidae.
CAAAUGUCAAUGUCAAAUUCUGAUAGUUAUCAUAUUUGUCAUUUGCAGGCCAAAAUAUCCAAAAAAUUGCCUGAAAAUAGUGAAAAUAUAAGCUAUAAUACAAGAAUUUCAGUAAUAUAUUUGGCCAUAUAGCUAAAAUAUAAUAACGAUUUCAGUCAAAAAUAUAAAAUAGCAUACGUUUUAGAAUAUAUGAAAAAUCAUCUCAUAACUUAACCUCUUAUUCCAUUCAUAUAUAUAUAAGUAUAUACAUUUUUAUUCACUUUAUAUAUACAACAAAUAUGUUUUGUCGAAAAAUAAUGAAUGUCAUCAAACUCCAGCAGUCUUUGAAGCCCAUGGCCAUGCAUAAACUCAGCAUGCCAGUAGUCCAGAAUCAACAUAGAUUUAAAAGCGAUCUAUAUGAGCCCGAUUAUUUAAUUAGCAUGGAACCAGAUGAGCCUGUCUAUGAUUGCUUGAACCUUCAGUUAAAAGGCUAUGACUUUGCACUGUUAGAAGCCUAUCAAAGUCAACUCCAUAAAUAUGCGGAGGUUAUGGGAAUUCAAGUUGAUGAAUGCUGGGCAACACCUGCACAGAAAAUUAAAGUACAAAGAUUUAAGCCGGGUGGCACUGCUGUUGAUGCAGAGUAUAAUCUUAACAUCUAUGAGAGGAAUGUACAGGUGACUGAUGUCCCAGCAUGGGCUCUGGGUACACUGUUGCGUGUAGCUCGUGCCUUGUUGCCUGAAGGCUGCACAUUGCGUGUGCAUGACCAUGAAAUUGCGCACGAAGAGAUCCGAUAUGUUCCUGACAAUCAACUCAUUGAACUUAAACAGCAGCUUCAGGACAUGGGCGGCAGCCGCGCCGAUAGAAAGAAGAGAAAAUAAAAAAAAUGUUAGUACUCUUAGAAAUAGUGUGUAUUUUAGCUAAUAUAGAAUAAAUGAUGUUGAUUUUAUAAGAA